Pungitius pungitius (ninespine stickleback) is the source of this 4904-nucleotide messenger RNA. RefSeq names its product nuclear factor of activated T cells 2a (gene nfatc2a). Gene Ontology annotation, biological process: cytokine production; calcineurin-NFAT signaling cascade; regulation of transcription by RNA polymerase II. Bases 371 to 3007 code for a protein of 878 amino acids. Gene Ontology annotation, cellular component: transcription regulator complex. Lineage: Eukaryota; Metazoa; Chordata; Actinopteri; Perciformes; Gasterosteidae. The transcript is spliced from 10 exons. Gene Ontology annotation, molecular function: transcription factor binding; DNA-binding transcription factor activity, RNA polymerase II-specific; RNA polymerase II cis-regulatory region sequence-specific DNA binding. The record is from RefSeq and is a predicted model, not a curated record.
UGAGGGAAUCCCGUUAUUUUACAGCAUUGGAGCAUUAUAAACACCCAGAGCGGGGAAGGAAGCCGCUCCUCUUGAUACGCGAGGAAUCCAUAUAGAGCUGUGGGAAGGGGGACUUCAUACCAGAACCUUUGCUGUGGCCGCGUGCUUUUCGAAGAGAAAGAGGUUGGAGUUUGAGUUGGCGCGCAGCUGCUGUUUCGCAGCUUGAAGUUUUUUAAACGCGUAGAAACACCGUAGAAGUCUUUUCUUCUUUUUUUUUGGUCUCCUUUCAACGUUUAACAGAAGACCGUUUUUACUGCUGCGGUUAAUAGCAGAACGUUUAUCUCUUUUAAUUCUUUUUUAUUUGUUUUUCGAACUAACCCCCCCCCCCCAGAUGUUUAGAGAAGCUUGGAUGCUGGCACAAUACCACACCAUGAGGUCGAUGGAUCAAGAUGAUCCCAACCUUGCACCUCACAAAGUGCUCGGCCCUGAGUCCGGGCAGGCUUUUUCUCUGGACGAGGUCUCCCCUUACGGCAUCAAGUCCUGCAGUCCCUCCUACAGGGACCACGGCACCGAGGUUGUCUCGGGAUACGAGAACCAGGAGGCCCGACACUACCUGGACAGUACCCGGCCUGCGGGCCUGGCCCUGAGCCCGCGGAUUGAAAUCACCCCGUCCCGUGAGCACUACAUCCAUGGUCGGGACUCCCUGCAGAACCAGCACCCGAACAUUAGCCCCAGACCCACCCUCACUGUGCCGGGCCAUGAAAACCAAUCGUACCGCGAGCCCCAGUGCCUGAGUCCCGCCAGCAGCAACUCCUCCGCCAGCUGGCACUCCGAGAGCUACUCCCCCUGGGCGUCCCCCUGCGUGUCCCCCAGCAACGGCCAGAACACCGGAGACCUGUGUCCCAGAUUGCAGAACAUCCACGCUGGCUCCCCCCGCACCUCCCCCGGCACCUCGCCGCGCACCGGCCUAGCCGAGGACGGCUGCCUGGGCACCCGCUCGCCCUCCUCCCGGCCCGGCUCUCGCUCCGCCUCCCCGCAGGGCAAGCGCACCUACGACAUGUACAGGAACCCGGGCCUGGUCCCGUCGGGGCACCGCUCCCGCAGUCCCUCCCCUCACAGCGGCCACGAAGACCGCAACAUGGCUCCCCACUACACGCACGGCGGCGGCAGCGGCGGUGGCAGCGGCGUCCUCGCCGACGCCGUGAACGGCUUUGGCGCCGGGCAGCCGGGCCUGGUGCCCACUAAGAUAGUCAGGACGUCCAACCAGGUCUACACGCUGUACCCGGAGAGCCACGCGGACGGGAGCUUCUUGGUGUCCUGCGACCAGGACGUGAAAGCCAAACCGGCCGCGGAGCCCUUCUUCGUUAUCCCCCAAAUCUGGUCCAAGCCGCUGGUUUCCAGCAUCUGCAGCGUCCCCGUGGCGUCUCUCCCGCCGCUGGAAUGGCCGAUGCCCAGGCGCACAGACCAGUAUGAGCUCCACGUUGAGGUGCAGCCAAAACCACACCACAGAGCUCAUUAUGAGACGGAGGGAAGCAGGGGAGCAGUCAAAGCCCCCACGGGAGGACAUCCAAUUGUGCAGUUACAUGGCUACAGAGGAAAGGAGACACUUGGCCUGCAGAUCUUCAUUGGUACAGCGGACGAGCGCAUCCUCAAGCCCCACGCCUUUUAUCAAGUCCACCGCAUCACCGGUAAAACCGUCACCACCACCAGCUAUGAGAAGGUCAUCCACGGCACCAAAGUCCUUGAGAUCCCCCUGGAGCCAAAGAACAACAUGAGAGCAAUAAUCGACUGCGCUGGGAUCCUGAAGCUCCGGAACGCCGACAUCGAGCUGCGGAAGGGCGAGACGGACAUCGGUCGGAAAAACACCCGAGUCCGCCUUGUGUUCCGUGUGCACAUACCUCAGCCCGGAGGUCAACACGUCUCUCUCCAAGUGGCCUCGCAUCCCAUCGAGUGUUCCCAGCGAUCAGCACACGAGCUUCCCAUGGUGGAGAAGCAGGACAUGGACAGCUGCUCCGUUCUGGGUGGCCAGCUGAUGAUCCUGACCGGGCAGAACUUCAGCUCCGAUUCCAAGGUCAUUUUUUUGGAGAAAAGCUCUGACGGGCAGCUGAUCUGGGAAACGGAAGCCACAGUGGACAAAGACAAGAGCCAGCCUAGUAUGCUGUUUGUGGAGGUUCCCUCCUACCAGGACUCAUCGGUCUGCCAAUCUGUCAAAGUGAACUUCUACGUAAUUAAUGGCAAGAGGAAGCGCAGCCAACCUCAGCAUUUCUGCUACACGCCCCUUUCACCUCCCUCCAUCAAGACCGAGCCGGCGGACGAAUACGAAUCCGACCCCAUGGGUUUCUCCAUGUCUCAGAUUUUGGGCUUGUCCCCCCAUUCCUACUACCAGAACCCCCGCGGCGCCCUGCAUCCGGACAGCAGCCUGGUCUCCAGCAUGGCCCCGUGCCUCCCCGGCCCAGGCGGCCGUUUCCAGCAGCAGAGCCCGGCCAUCGUGUACUCCCGCGGGGGCAAGGGCCUGAGCGUGGCCCCCGGGGGCCUUUGUCAGCAGACCGGAGGGUUGAUGCCGGACUCCCACCGCUCGGUCCUGGUGCACACGGGCUCCCCGGCGCCGCCCGCGGGUCCCGUCGGCGGGGGCCCGCCCCCUUCCAUCAUCCAGUUCUCCACCGCCAACCAGCACCUUCUUCGCGGAGGUGACCCCCAGCCUCUGGCUGCUCCUCAGCCCGACGUCUACUGCGAUGGCUUCCCCCCUCAGGCAGCCGCCGGCGCCCACUCGCCCACGCCCCCCCAGGCGACCCACCCGCAGCGCUACCCCACCGUGAUCCAGCAGCAGCAGCAGCAGCCAUACGUCCAGAAGGAGCAGCAGAAAGGCCAGGCCCCACCCGGCACCGAGCGGAUGGAGGCUCCGGGAGACGUCCAGAGGAGGGUGACGGUCAAGGAGGAGAACUUGGACCAGGCCUACCUAGAUGAUGGUGAGUUGAAUGAGAUCAUCAGAAAGGAUCUAACGGGCGUUCAGGCAAGAGGGCAGACAUAGAGCACGGAUCCAAGCAGGAAAUUACAGCAUACGCUCCCCCCCCCCCGCACACUGCACAUACAGCAGCAAUGUGAGCUUCUCUUCCUCAUCGUCUUCAACAACGAAGGUGGCAAUAUCAGCUGUGUGUUCCUGCAAUAAACCGUUUGAUUUGGCAAACAGGAGAAAUCAUCUCAUCAGUGACGUCUGCCACAGUCACCCACGAGGUUUCCAAAAAAACGGAAACAGCCAGCGAAUGUACCUUAUUUCUUCACAUUUCAUUUUGUGUUGAGGUUCGGAUGCAGUUUGCCGUGCAAAGGAAUAGAGAUACGAUGAAAUAAAGCAUUAGCCAUGCUGUUCAGGUUAUGAACACACAGCUGUUUGCCUCCCACAGGUUUGCUUCAUACUUGUGAAGGACAGUUAUGUAUGGAGCCGUUUGCAAUGUGUGGACUUUCUAUUUCAAGUAAAUUUGUCCCUCCUUAAUAUUAUCAACCAAAUGGACCUUGUGGCCAAAAAGCUUGUCGUCGUUUUGUUUAAUGCUUCUUGCACAAAAUGUGUUCCCUGUGUUUGACUUCAUUUGUAGUUUUACAUUAAAUGAUUGUCUAAUGCUUACAUGCUGAUCAUCUCAGUUUUAGUGCGGUUUUCUGAUUGAAGUGAAGCGCACACUGCCUUAAUCAUAUUCAAAUGAACUAUUUUUACCUCCUAAUAUGCACUGUUUUCGAUAACAAGGAGUCAAUGUUAUUACUUUUUCUACGUAAUAUUUGAGUCAUGUAAAUAAUAGCCAAUGACCAUUUUAUAUCCCUUAAACCUAUAAUGCAUCAUAUUUAGGUUUUAAAGUGGCUUCACAAGUGCCUGCCAUGCCAAAACAACAGCAUGGGUCAACAUUUUUUAAAUGUUAUAUUUCCCAAAGCAGAUUGACUCUAUGAAGGUGGUCUUCUUGCUUUUUUUAAUCAUAUUUGUAUAUUGUAUUUGUAAUACAAAACAUACGUGGCUGCCUCGACAUUCUUAAACCAAAUAUUUCAAAGACGUUACUGUUUUGUGUAUAGCUAAAACUCUGAGUCUUUUCUUAAUGACAAUCGUUAUACUCAAAGCUACAUGCCUGCCUGUGCAGAAUCGCAGAAUGUGAUGUAAUUAUACUCCAUAUGCGCUGUAAGCACAGUAGGGGAACACAGUGUGUAUAACUCAUGUGCUAAUACAACUUAUUUGAAAGCUGUUCUUUAAAACAAUGUUUUUGUACUAUUUUACUGGGGGAAUUUGAGUAUAUUGAAAGUGCAGCUUGCCAUUUUUCAUGAUUGUAAAGUGAAAAAGUUAUAAAGUGAAGUAAAGUGGUAAAAACACGUAAUUGGGGGAAAUUGUAAGACUGAAUUUGAUUUUUUUUAAAUAUUUGAAAUGCACCUAUUUGAUAUAAGAUUUUAUUUUGUGAUAUUAGCAAAGCUAAUAUUGAUCUAUUAAUGAUAUUGCUCAUUGAGCCAGUGCAUUUCACAUUUCAUGAAUGUAAUCUAUUUUAAUAAAUGUUUCCCCUUUUUCUGUAAAUAGUGUGAUGUCAACAUCAAAAAAAGAGGAUAAAAGAGAACUAUUUCAUGUCUGAGUAUCUUUUACAUGUCUUAUGUUUAUUAAUUACACAAAGUUCAAGUUAUCAUCAUAUGUUAUCUGUUUUGUUACAAUGUAAAACUCAAUUUGAAUUUAGAUUUUUGACAUUUCAUAAAAUGUUUGUGGCCAUAGAUGUUUAGUUUUGUUAUCUAUCUGCUUUUGUUAUCAUUCUAAAAUCUUUAAAGAAAUCUUUGGAAAUGAAAAUGUCCCUAAUACUGUCUUAUGUUGUUUCCUUUGAUAAUGUUGUCAUUAUUACAUUGUGCCACCUUAAAAAAUCUUUCAUGCUAUUUUUGUAUUCUUAAGUAGCAAUAAAUACUAACCAUAUACAUCA